UUAGGCGUUACAAAAGUAGCUGUGCCAUAGCCAAGCAAUAAAACAUCUCCAUCAACAAGAACGGAUCAUGAAGCAGCCUCACGCACUUCUAGUCGCUAGCCCUGGCUUGGGCCAUCUUAUCCCUGUCCUCGAACUCGGCAACCGUCUCUCCUCCGUCCUCAACGUCCACGUCACCGUUCUUGCAAUCACCUCCGGCACCUCUUCCGUGACAGAAACUGAGACGAUACAUGCAGCUGCGGCUAGAGGGACUUGUGACAUUAUGGAAUUACCCUCGGUCAAGGUAGACCACCUUGUCGAGCCAGAUGCGACAGUGGUCACUAAGAUACUGGCGAAGAUGCGAGUCAUGAAGUCAGAAGUUUGGGAUGCCGUGAAAUCAAUGAAGCAAAAACCGACGGUCAUGAUUGUUGAUUUGUUUGGUACGGGGCUGUUGUCCAUUGUCGAUGUAGGUGUGAUGAAAAAAUACGUGUACAUCCCAUCGCAUGCGUGGUUCUUGGCAUUAAUGGUCUACUUGCCGGUGUUGGAUAAGGUAGUUCAAGGUGAGUAUGUUGAAAUUAAGGAGCCUAUGAAAAUACCAAGUUGUAAACCGAUCGGACCAAAGGAGCUUUUGGACACGAUGUUAGAUCGGUCGGGCCAACCCGAAAAGUAAUUAAGGAGCUUAUUACUUUUUGCACGCUUUAUGUUGUUCUUUAGGUACAUUUGAUUUCGCCUUUUCUAUUUCGAGACAUUUUCUUACACGUUAAGCGAUGAAGAACCUAUGUGCUUACAACAAAAUUAUAGGUGUAUGUUUUUUGUUGAUACACAGUCUAAAAUUAGAGUUA
Messenger RNA from Camelina sativa (false flax), 818 nucleotides. The record is from RefSeq and is a predicted model, not a curated record. NCBI's taxonomy places the organism in Eukaryota, Viridiplantae, Streptophyta, Magnoliopsida, Brassicales, Brassicaceae.